AAUUGCGGCAGACUGAAAUGGUUUCAGUUUCUAUUCUCUUUUCAGACUGCUGACUUUUAUUAGGAGUGGAUUGUCUACAUGACAAACAUUAAAUACUCUGCACUUCACAGAGCGAGAGAUACCAUCACACACCAGUAUCCAGUAUUCUGAGAAAUGCCCAGGGAACCAUCUGGAAACAUCUGGAUAGACAUAUUUGAUGAUCUGCAAGAGACAGAGCUAGAGCAAAGGUAUGGAAACACCUGGAUUCUGCAGUUCAACUACAAAUUGAAACCUACUCUAACCCAGGAACAGAGACAACAUGGCUGGAAGAUAUCACAAACCACCACUAAUGCCAGUUUUACCUGUUUCCGAUGCCAACAUUUUUGGAACUCUGGUCGAGUUACACUUAUCUUUCACUACUGCCUUGGUAGAGCCAAAAGAGGCACAGUUUUGCUACGGCCAUUUGAACAAUUGUGCCGAGAGUGUAACAAUAACUUCUAUAUAAAACCUACAUUUAAUGAGGAAAAGGUGGAAACCAUUCUGGAAAAAGUAAUUUUAAAAAUCAGAAAAAACUGCUAUAGAGAAGACAUUGAAACUGAUGGGCAAGGAAGAGACCGACGUGUACUGAGGACCAAACCUCAUGAGAAAGACCUUUGCCAAGCCUGUGCUGAAGGAGUGUGUAAUAAAGAACUUGAUGUUGCCUAGUCUUCAUUUCCGUGUACUUCUCUGUGCUUUGAAUACAACGUUACCAAUG
This is a messenger RNA of Rana temporaria (common frog), 733 nucleotides long. RefSeq names its product receptor-transporting protein 2-like. NCBI's taxonomy places the organism in Eukaryota, Metazoa, Chordata, Amphibia, Anura, Ranidae. Gene Ontology annotation, biological process: protein targeting to membrane; protein insertion into membrane. Gene Ontology annotation, molecular function: olfactory receptor binding. The transcript has 3 exons. The record is from RefSeq and is a predicted model, not a curated record. The coding region runs from base 154 to 684 and encodes 176 amino acids.